AUGGGUGAAGCAUGCGUCGGCCUCUUGGGAGGGUGGAUGGUGGAGCUCGUGGACGCAGAGCGUACCCACGGCGUUUUGGCAGCCGUCAAGUUCCUAGCGCGCAUGGGCCGAUGGGGGCUUGGGCUGCUAGCAAAGCUGAUUCAAGAGGGUGAGAAGGAUGCGGCAGCUGCCGCGGCGGCCGCCCCGGCAAAGCGCGGGCGGCUGACGGUGCUGGUUUGCAUCUGCGAGCACCUGCUGCAGAGCGGACAGGUAUUGACAGCCGUGAGUCUUGCAACUGCGAUGGUCAGGCGAGGAGAUGCGCCGAUUGUGGCAGAUCUGCUGACAUCACUUUUGCAUGAGGGAAAAUUGGAGGAUGCCAGGGACAUCUAUGCCCUGCUCAUCUCCAAAGGGCACGUGGAUGAGAUUGCGCUUGUCAGCCUGUGGAUGGUUCGCUCUGGGCAUGCGAAGGAGGUUGCCCAAAUCACAGCUUCCCUCGUGGACUUAGGUGGCCUUGCACUAGCCUGCCAGGUCAAAAAUGGCAUGGUUGUCCUUGGAGAGGCCCUAGCUGGCUCCCCCUGUCAUGAGCUUGUCAGGCUCGGUCGACCGGAUGUGGUUGCGCGAAUGGUGACUGAGUUUGUCAACUUGGGGCAAACUGAGGUGGUCUGCAAGUGCUUCAAGGACCAAAUGGAGCAUCACGGGGCGCUGAGUCAAGUUUUCCUGGCCAUCGCCAAAAUGGGCCGGCCUGAUGUCAUCGCCAAGGUGACGUCAUCCCUCGCCCCUGAUGUCAUCCCAGAGCUAGAUUCCAGGCUGAUGGACUGUGGGGGCGCACGCCUGGCGGCACACUGCACACUCAGCAUGAUAAAAGAGUGCCACCCCUGGGUGGCGGCCGUGACUAAGGUCGAAAUGGUGCUCCUGGGGGAUUCGCAGAAAGUGGCGGACUUGGAAGUCAUGCUCUACGAGGCAGGCGAGGAGGAGGCUGCGGUACAGUGCUCGUUGCUGAUGCUGCGGGCGGGCUUUGCGUCCGAGUGGGCCUUAGUCAUGGAUGCGCUGAAGAGGAUGGGGCAUGUGGAUGUUGUCGCCUCCCACCUGGCAAACUUAGUCACCACCGGACGGCCUCAACUGGCAGCUGAAGGAGCUCGUGCUCUGGCACAGACUCUGCCCGCUGAGAGGGUGGCACAAGUGGUGCAGCAGAUGGUCGAAAUGGGAAAUGAGGAAGCUGUUGCGCUGCUGCUUGCUGAGCUGUCGCACAGCGCACUCAGCGUGGCGUGGUCCACCGUAGUGCACCUUGUGGAACAGGCGCUGGCAGCCCGGACUGAUGUCAUCGCGCUGCUGGAAUUACUAAGGGAUGCCGGCGCGCGGAUUCUGCCGGAGGUCUGGCACCGGGUGACCAGCCGUUACAUCCACAAAAAUCCCCCGGACGUCAUUGAAUCCCCCAAGCACUCGGAGGAGGCAACGCCGCCUGUCGACCCGGCCGCCACGUCAGCCGCUGCAGCCGCCACAGAUCCGGAAAUGCUACGGGCCAGGAGCCUCUCAGCUGAGAUGGCAGCUUCUGUGAGUGCUUGUAAGCGGGCAGGGCGCUGGUGA
Molecule: messenger RNA, 1563 nt
Organism: Coccomyxa subellipsoidea C-169
Lineage: Eukaryota; Viridiplantae; Chlorophyta; Trebouxiophyceae; Coccomyxaceae
Exons: 12
Coding region: 1-1563 (520 amino acids)
Source: RefSeq, a predicted model, not a curated record